AUGGAGACGGGCAUCGGAUCCGUUGACGGGCCCAAGGGGGCGCCGAGCGGCGCGGUGGCGUGCCCGGCGACGUUGCCGGCGUCGGCGCCCACCUUCGUCGGCUCCCCGCACGCCACGCUGGGGCGCCACCUGGCGCGGCGCCUGGUGCAGAUCGGCGUGAGCGACGUGUUCGCCGUGCCGGGCGACUUCAACCUGACCCUCCUCGACCACCUCAUCGCCGAGCCGGGGCUCCGCCUCGUCGGCUGCUGCAACGAGCUCAACGCCGGCUACGCCGCCGAUGGGUACGCGCGCGCUAAGGGCGUCGGCGCGUGCGCCGUCACCUUCACCGUCGGCGGGCUCAGCGUGCUCAACGCCAUCGCCGGCGCGUACAGCGAGAACCUCCCCCUGAUCUGCAUCGUCGGCGGGCCCAACUCGAACGACUACGGCACCAACAGGAUUCUUCAUCACACCAUCGGCCUCCCUGAUUUCUCUCAGGAGCUGCGGUGCUUCACGCCGGUGACGUGCUACCAGGCCGUCGUCAACAACCUCGACGACGCCCAUGAGCAGAUCGACAAGGCCAUCUCCACGGCUCUCAAGGAGAGCAAGCCGGUCUACAUCAGCGUCAGCUGCAACCUCCCCGCCGUCCCCCACCCCACAUUCAGCCGCGACCCCGUCCCCUACUUCCUCGCACCAAGGAUGAGCAACCAGAUGAGCCUGGAGGCGGCCGUGGAGGCGACGGUGGCCUUCCUGGACAAGGCGGUGAAGCCGGUGAUGGUGGCGGGGCCCAAGCUGCGGGUGGCCAAGGCAGGCACGGCAUUCGCGGAGCUGGCCGACGCGAGCGGCUACGCGGUGGCGACCAUGCCGUCGGCCAAGGGGCUGGUGGCAGAGACGCUGCCACGCUUCCUCGGCACCUACUGGGGCGCGGUGAGCACGGCCUUCUGCGCCGAGAUCGUGGAGUCGGCGGACGCCUACCUCUUCGCCGGCCCCAUCUUCAAUGACUACAGCUCGGUGGGCUACUCCUUCCUGCUCAAGAAGGAGAAGGCGGUGAUCGUGCAGCCCGACCGCGUCACCGUCGGCAACGGCCCGGCCUUCGGCUGCAUCAUGAUGAAGGACUUCCUGACUGAGCUGGGCAAGCGCCUCAAGAAGAACACGACGGCCUACGAAAACUACAAGAGGAUCUGGGUGCCGGAGGGGCACCUGCCCGAGAGCGAGCCCGGCGAGCCGCUGCGCGUCAACGUGCUCUUCAAGCACAUCCAGAAGAUGCUCACCGGCGACAGCGCCGUCAUCGCCGAGACCGGCGACUCGUGGUUCAACUGCCAGAAACUCAAGCUCCCCGACGGCUGCGGCCUUGUGAUCCGUGCGUGCAGGUACGAGUUCCAGAUGCAGUACGGCUCCAUCGGGUGGUCAGUCGGGGCGCUGCUCGGCUACGCUCAGGGCGCCACUGACAAGCGUGUCAUCGCUUGCAUCGGCGACGGCAGCUUCCAGGUGACGGCGCAGGAUGUGUCCACCAUGCUCCGCUGCGGGCAGAACAGCAUCAUCUUCCUCAUCAACAACGGCGGCUACACCAUCGAAGUCGAGAUCCACGACGGGCCAUACAACGUCAUCAAGAACUGGAACUACACCGGCCUCGUCGAUGCCAUCCACAACGGCGAGGGCAACUGCUGGACCGCCAAGGUGACAUGCGAGGAGGAGCUGAUGGCGGCCAUUGCGACGGCGACCGAGGAGAAGAAGGACUGCCUGUGCUUCAUCGAGGUGGUGGCGCACAAGGACGACACCAGCAAGGAGCUCCUCGAGUGGGGAUCCAGGGUCUCUGCCGCCAACUCUAGGCCACCCAACCCGCAGUAG
Molecule: messenger RNA, 1824 nt
Organism: Triticum turgidum subsp. durum (durum wheat)
Lineage: Eukaryota; Viridiplantae; Streptophyta; Magnoliopsida; Poales; Poaceae
Source: the annotation of a GenBank genome assembly